CAAUAGGCGCUACUUGGGGCGUGGCCUAGAAAAGCGUCGCUGCCAUCAUGCUAGCUGAGGAAGACCUGUGUAACUAGCUUUGCGAACUCAUGUAUUGAGCGUUUUGGUGUGUUUGCUUUUUUUAAUGUGCGUAGUGUCAUUUUUUUUCACAGUCACUGGGAAGUAAAAUGGAAACAGCAACUUGUGUUUGAGGACGGUGAAUUUUUCUUUCAAAAAGGACGUAGGACAGCGGUCUCGGUUUCCUAGCCUGUAAGCUAGCGCGGCCAUCACGACCAGAACAACACACACCACAAGUCGGCGUUUGGCAGUUGGACCUUUCUGCCACCAUCAUGGAGAAGGCUGAUUUCUUGAAAGGACUUCCUGUCUACAAUAAGAGCAACUUCAGCAGGUUUCAUGCAGAUUCUGUUUGUAAAGCAUCUAACCGCAGGCCCUCCGUGUACCUACCAACACGUGAAUACCCCUCUGAACAGAUCAUUGUUACAGAAAAAACCAACAUUCUCCUGCGUUACCUCCACCAGCAGUGGGACAAAAAGAAUGCAGCAAAGAAAAGGGAACAGGAACAAGCUGAGGGUGACAGCCCGGCGCCUCCGAGGAAGAUCGCCAGGACAGAUAGCCAAGAGAUGAACGAGGACUCAUAAGUGCGCGUCUGAGUGCGUGUGCGUGUGUGUGUGUAUACAUGUGUGUUUGCAUCCACGGGGUAUAGCCAAUUUAAGCAAAACCAUAGGAUAAUCCCUCCUGCAUGCAGACUUCCUGGUUUUUCCUGGACUAUAGCAGGAUGUCUUUCCUGGCAUUCAGUUAAGUCACUCCAGAGAGAAUUCCGGGAAAUUCCCAUUCACAAAGCCGCCAUUUAUGGUGUAUGAAAAUAACAUUGGUAGAAAUGAUCUCAAGUCGUGGAGGGGAAAUCAUUACUGGUGUUUUGAUUAUGUUGGCUCUUCCCCAUGUGGGCCAGUACACAUGUAUAUGUUUGCGUGCAUGCUGAGCUGUGAGUGCAGACUGCGCGUGUGCCGUACGUGCGAGUGGAUCGUAGGAUUAAGAUGAGACGGACUGGACAGAAAAUGUCAGACACUACUCUUAAAAAUGUAACUGGUACAAGACUCGUGUAGCCUCUCUGUCAUCCGGACAGUCUGUUCUGAUUUGUGUGAAUAUUUUGUUACUGUUUUAAUUUUAUUUUAUGAUGUUUUUGUUGUUGUUUGUAAAUGGCAAUGAGCUUCCUGCCAGCCACAGUGCCCACCAUCUCAGUUUCACUGCCCACUCUGCAACCACACGGGGGCAUUGCGACUUCUUUUCCACACUGUUUGAAUCGACAGAACCAAGAAUGCACUGUGAAGAACAGCACAAAGUAGAAGCGACUCUUCCCGGAUCCCCACCUUUUUAAACGUGUGGCUUCUUUUGUUUGUUUUAUGGUGAAUAUAUUAAUAUCUGCGUUCUAUCCUUGUAGGAUUAAUGUUGUGUCGGCGUGGCUGAGAAGUAGUGUCGCGUCUAGCUCCUCCCUCUGGCUGGUCGAGGCGAGUAAGAAGAAAAAGAAAGCUGUUAUGUCUUAAUAGGAAAAUACAGAAACAGCACAGACACUAAAGAGAAAUAUCUAUAGUAACGUGUGGGAAAGGGAAAAGAAUGCAUAACGUGUGUAAAUAAUUACAGUAGCGUAUCCAAUUUAGUGUCUUUGUGUCUGCCUUUUUGUAAAAGACUACAGAAUAAAGUAGAGAAGAGCCCCAGUGUCCAGUGGAUGUUAUCUUGCCUUGCAUGUUAAUGUUUCAGUGGCUGGAUGUUAUAAUCCUGGACCAGAAAUAAAGUGUUGGGGGGGGGGUGUUAUUUUUGUGUGGAAGGUAUUAGCCGAGAGGCCUUAAGACUCGUCACGAUUCGGAUCCAGCUCAGGGCCCGGGUUAGCGUUACUGCUCGUCUCAUCUUUGUGACAGCCCUGGAUGGUUUUUAUUUUAUUUCCCCCUUCUCGACUGAGAGCUGGCUGUUAUGAGCACCGGGGGGUUUAGAGUAUUAUACUUUCAGCCGUAGAAUGCACAAUAAGCAUGCACAGCAAAGUGCAGCUGCCAUCCUGCCUUGUUCCUUGUAUGACAUUCAGUUCGUAUUGGUGUCCAUAUACUGUGCAACACCCAAAAAAGCUUUUCUUUUCCUGUCCUCUAAAAAAAUUGUUCCUAUCACUGCCCGGCUGAGUCACGACGAAACCUCCUCUCUUUCCUGUUUUGUGGGUCGACAGUGCGGUCAGUCAUCUUCCUACCUACAGUGUAAAUAUCCCGUCUUGUUAUUUCAAGUAUAAAAACCACAUUAUGCUUCUGCUCAGAUAGACUGUUCUACACCACCCGAAGCCUUGCCCCACAUGUGUUAGAUCAGAUAUGUUCUUUUUAGCUUUGCUGAAAUAAAACUGGAUUAAAACAGA
Messenger RNA from Oreochromis aureus, 2389 nucleotides. RefSeq names its product DET1 and DDB1 associated 1 (gene dda1). The transcript has 5 exons. Gene Ontology annotation, biological process: positive regulation of proteasomal ubiquitin-dependent protein catabolic process. Gene Ontology annotation, cellular component: Cul4-RING E3 ubiquitin ligase complex. The record is from RefSeq and is a predicted model, not a curated record. Bases 330 to 638 code for a protein of 102 amino acids. NCBI's taxonomy places the organism in Eukaryota, Metazoa, Chordata, Actinopteri, Cichliformes, Cichlidae.